This is a messenger RNA of Athene cunicularia (burrowing owl), 5657 nucleotides long. RefSeq names its product zinc finger protein 598 (gene ZNF598). The record is from RefSeq and is a predicted model, not a curated record. The coding region runs from base 3094 to 5343 and encodes 749 amino acids. Gene Ontology annotation, molecular function: ribosome binding; ubiquitin protein ligase activity. The transcript has 11 exons. Lineage: Eukaryota; Metazoa; Chordata; Aves; Strigiformes; Strigidae. Gene Ontology annotation, biological process: rescue of stalled cytosolic ribosome; protein ubiquitination.
GGGCCGCGGAGCAACUCGUGAAAUCUGCUGAGUGGAGCCGGGGGGAGGAACAUCCCUCAGCUGGGGGCUCGCCGGGUUUAUCUGCCGUUUGCUUCGCUCCCGGCGGUGUGGCCGCAGUUCAGAGAAGACGGGAGGCAUGUUGGAAACAAAACAUGAAGAAAAUGGAAUUUAAAGGGAUUUUUUUUUUUUUAAAAUCAGCAGCGCUUGCUCUCCAGAGUUGGUAUUACGUGAUCUCAGAUGACUCAUAUCAUCCUGCCGAAUUCCUGACUUGAUUUUGAGCUUGGGAGAGAACAUAUUUUGUAUUCUUCCAGGGCUUGCUCAUGCCUUGUGUUACAGCCACAUCGUGCUGUAUUUGCUUCCAGUUCCUGUUAGUGUGAGCCGUCUCUUGAGUUUACGUUUUAAAAAGUCAUUUCCCUUCAAUUAUAAUUUUUCUGAUGGAUUUCUGGUUUCCUCCUGGCUUGCUGGUGUGGUAGUGCAGGGUGGAGUUCAGAGGAAGUCACCCUGAUGCCGUGGCUCGGCUGUGCAGAGGGAGCCGUGUGAAGAGACGUUGUUCAAGGAUGUUUGUAAAAACAAAUCCUCAUAUGUGAAUUUGUUUUUGCAGAACCGCUGCCGAGAAAAACAAACCCUUUGAGAAGAAAAUGACUGGUACUAGCACUGAAUGAAAUAUACUCAGAUGGUUUAGGAAAUGAAAUAAAUGUAGUGGGAGGGGGGUCUCCCCCUGGCAAAAGAAGAGCCCCCCAACUAAACUGUUGGUGUUGGCUGCUUUUCAUAUUGUUCAAAUGGUUGGAGAGAUGGAAGAUUUUAGACUGUGUACUGAAGAUCCUCAGACUUUGUGGAGGCCAGAAGGGUUGAUGUGGUUUUUAGACAGAGCUUACUGGCACAUGAGUUGCCUUUGUGUACAGAAAGAAACUCAUUGAAAGUAAUUUUAUCUCUGAUCAUCCUCUGUGGAGCUCCUGCUCCACUUCUUCCAUCUUAGGAGGAAGCAAGGUGUGAUGUUGCUCUUCAACCUUAAACCUGCUUGUCUUAGGGUCAUGGGUGGACUGUUAAAUCUCAAGAGCUUUACAGUUUUUUAAUACUGUUAUAUUAUGUGGCCCGAACUUUGGUUCAUUCAGCCAUCUUUCUUCCUCCUUUAUUAACUGUUUAAAUGAUCCUUUUAUUACAGUUGCCUGAGAGGUCAUUUUAAUGGCUGGGCUCUUUUUCCUCCUUGUCUUUAAGUGCUGCUAUAAUACUGUCCUGUCCAUUCAACCAUCUGCCCAAAAGAAAGCAAAAAAAGACAUUGGGGGGCAUAGCUCACAUCAUAACUGCUGUUGAAUGAACUGAAUGUAUAUGUAGCAUCUAAACCCCUGUCUCUUAUUUUGUACAGUGUGUGGGAGUAGCACAGGCAUGUACACCACCACCAGAUUUCAGUGGGUGUUGUACAGGGUAGCACAGAGCAAAGUGGUAAAUGUCCAAAGGAAAUAAAACUACAAAGAUGAGUGACGAAGGAGAAAGCAGGAUAUUCUUGUUAUGGUAAUGCGUGCUUUCAGUGAUGCAUAAUUGUUGCAGCGAAGUUAUGAAGGAUUUACUUGUUGCCCUGUAGACUAACCCUGACGUGUACUUGGAUCGGGCUUGGAGGAUCUGUCAGUGUCCCUGUUACAUACAUGUGCGUGCAAUUGUUCUUGGAACAGCUCUGGGAAAUUGUGUUGGACUCCUGUGAUAAAAUCUACUUUUCAGCAAUCUGUUCCUCUCUUUUAAAACUCACUUUGGGCCAAAACAAAAUGUCAGUAAGACUUCACUGAAAUUAAAUUUUUUAAAUAAUUGGCAUUAGACGUAGUUGUCAUUUGUCCAACAAACUUAAGCUUGUGUUCUCUUUAUUUUAAGCUUGAUGUUUCAGCAAGUUUGGUACAUUUUUUGUUUUGGUUAACAGUAGCCCCACUAUAAAGAAAGCUUUAAAAAAAAGGCACAAAACCAGACACAAAAGACUCAUUCCAUGGUAUUUCACCCAGCAAGGGUAGAGGGGUGAUUUAACAAUACCAAACUACUUGCAUAUUGUAUAAUUGAAUGUUCUUAUUAAGGUCAUAAGUGUUUCUAGAUUUACAGUGUUUACUGUAAGAACUGAAAGGCAUUUACUGUGUUUGUGUCUCAGCCUUUCUGAGCUGGUGCAGGUAACUCCAGCUGUUCCAUAAUGUUGCUGUUACCCCAGCAGUUCCCAAACUGGGAACCUGUGGUGGAGCAGACCAGUGGUGAGUGGCUUCUGAAGGAGGACGUAGUACUGUAACCAGCUGCGGUGUGAGACCCAGGCUGCUUGGAGGUCAGCGGGGGCAACUGUGAGCAAGCAGAUCCCCUUAGGAGGGGUAUGUGGUACAAAUAAUUUGGGAAAUGUACUCGUUUAGUUUCUUACUUUCCUGGUAGUUAAGGAAAGGAGAAACAGUGGUUUCCCAGUCAGCCCAUGAGUAAUGUUACUUUUCACUUACAGCCUGUAGGUUUCUGUGCAGUCUCCUGCCAGGAGAUGGGAUGGAGCUGAGUUCAGGGCCCUUGACAGGCAUUUGUUGCAGAAGGGGCUGAAUUUGUUGAAGAUAUUUACUCUAAGCACAGCUGUGGUAGCAAAACAUACCAUAAAAGAGUUUCCUAAUCUAGUUCAGAAUCCAAAGACUGAGCUAGCCCAACCCACCUUGGUCUAACUAAGCUGGCUUGCUUGCUUGAAGUUGAUAAGUAGCAGUCACAAGGGUUUUGCUGGCAGCUGUGGGGGCAGUAACUGGGGGUGGUGAGAGCAGCUGAGACUGACACAAAGCUCUGCAAGCCUUGUCCAAGCUUCAGGCUAUGGCGAGUUCCCUGACAAACAGAGUUUGUGCUCAGGAGUUUGUCUGGAAUCCCAAAAACUGCGUGGUUUGAGCGUGCUUUAGCUGAUCCUUGUGUUGCUUACAGGUUGUCUUCGGACGAAAACUUACAUCCUUCUCAACAAUAGCACUUAACCAGUUGCAGCAUGAGAAGAAAUACGACAUUUAUUUUACAGAUGGAGAUGUUUAUGCACUGUACAGGAAGCUGCUGCAGCACGAAUGCUCUUUGUGUCCAGAUGUGAAGCCAUUCAACACCUUUGCAGAUCUGGAACAGCACAUGAGGAAGCAGCAUGAGCUCUUCUGUUGCAAACUCUGUGUUAAACACUUAAAGAUUUUUACUUAUGAGCGGAAAUGGUAUUCUCGUAAGGACCUUGCCCGUCACCGUAUCCAUGGAGACCCAGAUGACACCUCUCAUCGUGGGCAUCCCCUGUGUAAAUUUUGUGACGAGCGUUAUUUGGAUAACGAUGAGUUACUGAAACACCUAAGACGAGAUCAUUAUUUUUGUCAUUUCUGUGACUCCGAUGGCGCUCAGGAAUACUACAGCGAUUACGAAUACCUUCGUGAACACUUCCGUGAAAAGCACUUCCUUUGUGAAGAGGGACGGUGCAGCACGGAACAGUUUACCCACGCUUUCCGCACAGAAAUAGAUUACAAAGCACACAAAACAGCCUACCACAGCAAGAACAGGGCAGAAGCCAGGCAGAACCGGCAGAUAGACCUUCAGUUCACCUACGCUCCCAGGCACCAGAGGAGGAACGAGGGUGUUAUAGGUGGAGAGGACUAUGAAGAAGUUGACAGGUACAACAGGCAAGGGAGGUCGGGCAGGUUGGGCAGCCGAGGAAGUCAGCAAAACAGAAGAGGCAGCUGGAGAUACAAGAGGGAGGAAGAAGACAGAGACGUUGCGGCAGCAGUUAGGGCAUCUAUGGCAGCUAAACGGCAAGAAGAGAAAAAACGGGUAGAAGACAAAGAGGAGAGCAGUAGUAGAGGUAAAAAGGAGGACUUGAGGGAUUCUGAAGGGCUCAGCUCCAAACGUGUGCCAAAGUCAUCCGGUGAUGCUGCAGAAGCAGCUGCUAAUGGUGCUUUGAGCCAAGAUGACUUUCCAGCAAUUGGUUCAGCAGUGGGACCUCUACAAGGCUCUGCCCAGCUAUCGGCAGUUAAGCUUAAAGAAGAAGAUUUCCCAAGCUUGUCAUCCUCUGCAGCACCCACCAUCUCUUCUGGGAUGUCUUUGACUUAUACAGCAACUGCAAAGAAAACGGCUUUUCAAGAGGAGGAUUUUCCAGCUCUGGUGUCCAAAAUGAGGCCUAACAAUAAAACAGUAACUAACAUCACGUCUGCAUGGAACAAUGGUUCCAGUAAAAAUGUGGUCAAAGCCAUUAGCAACCCCUGUGUAAACCAGAUAACCAAAAAACCAUCCUCCUUGAGCAGCACUAAAGGAAGUAAGAAGAGCAAUAAACUCUCUCAGUCAGAUGAUGAAGAUGGCAGCGGUGGCUUGACAACCCAGGAGAUCAGAAACACGCCAACAAUGUUCGAUGUAUCGUCCUUGCUGGCAGCUUCUACCUCACAAACUUUUACGAAAGUGAGCAAGAAAAAGAAGAUGGGGGUUGAGAAGCAGAGACCGUUGUCCCCACACCCAUUACAGGAGACGUCAUUUCCCAGGACGUCGGCGGAGAAGCUUCCGGAAGCGGAGCAGACAUCGAACGCAUCCUCUGCUCUUCACACCCCUGACAGAUCUGCCACGGUCCUGAAUGGCCAUUUGGAAAAAUCGUCAGUGGUCUGUAGUACACCCAAAGAGCCCCCUGGCCUUAAAAAGCCCACAGUGACUAAGAAAUGCCCUUUACCUCAGGAAGACUUCCCAGCUCUUGGGAGCUCAGGAUCUGCUCGAAUGCCCCCGCCACCAGGCUUUAACACUGUGGUGCUAUUAAAGAGUCCUCCUCCACCUCCGGGACUGUCGGUGCCUGUUAGUAAACCCCCUCCAGGUUUUGCUGUUAUUCCAUCCACCAGUAUCUCUGAACCUGUCACUACAUCUUUGAAAGAGUCAAAAUCCUGUCAUGGAUCGUACUUGAUACCUGAAAACUUUCAGCAAAGGAACAUUCAGCUAAUACAAUCUAUUAAAGAAUUUCUUCAAAGCGAUGAGUCCAAGUUCAAUAAAUUUAAAAGUCAUUCUGGGCAGUUCAGACAGGGUCUGAUUUCUGCAGCACAGUAUUACAAAAGUUGCCGAGAACUGCUGGGAGACAACUUCAAGAAAAUUUUUAACGAGUUGUUGGUGUUGUUGCCGGACACAGUUAAGCAACAAGAACUGCUUUCUGCUCACAACGAUUUCAGAAUCAAAGAAAAACAAAGCUCAAACAAAUCCAAAAAGAACAAAAAGAAUGUUUGGCAGACGGACUCCAACUCUGAUCUCGACUGCUAUAUCUGCCCAACGUGUAAGCAAGUACUGACUCAGCAGGACGUUGUCACCCAUAAAGCUUUGCAUAUCGAGGAUGAGGAGUUCCCGUCCUUACAGGCCAUCAGCAGAAUCAUCAGUUAGCUUUCUCGAAGACCAAUAAAACAAUAAAAAGUCUCUCUCUCUCUGGAUCUGCACUUUUUGGAAUGAGGUUUGGCAGUGUCGCGUGGCUGAGCGCCGGUGCCAGCGGAGCGGUCGGGUCCCUCUUAGAGCCCUCUCAGUGCUGUUGGUCGAGGCCGGGCGAAGGGAGCCCCAGCCUGCGCUAACGAACACCCGAGCGGCCCCAGCGCCCCAGGGAGGCCGGAAUGGCUGUGGGGGCAGGCAGGGCACCUUCCUCCUGUAACAGGCAAUAGCUGAGAAAAUCCUUUCUGAUCUGAAGACUGAAAGGGGACACAAUA